Messenger RNA from Rhea pennata, 3426 nucleotides. RefSeq names its product polyribonucleotide nucleotidyltransferase 1 (gene PNPT1). Gene Ontology annotation, biological process: mitochondrial RNA 3'-end processing; mitochondrial mRNA catabolic process. The coding region runs from base 21 to 2426 and encodes 801 amino acids. Lineage: Eukaryota; Metazoa; Chordata; Aves; Rheiformes; Rheidae. The transcript has 29 exons. Gene Ontology annotation, cellular component: mitochondrion; cytosol. Gene Ontology annotation, molecular function: 3'-5'-RNA exonuclease activity; RNA binding; polyribonucleotide nucleotidyltransferase activity. The record is from RefSeq and is a predicted model, not a curated record.
GCGGCCCCACUGCGCGCGUGAUGGCCGCUGCGAGCUGCCGUGGUGCCGCGCUCGGCGGUUUGGCUGUUGGCGCCUUUAGCGGCGGGGCUGGUGCGCGCCGCAGCGCCAUGGGGCGGGGGCGGCGGCGGCGGCUGCUGCUACUGGGCGGCUGGCUGCCGCGGCUGACGCCUGCUCGUGGCACUGUCGAGAAGGCCGGGCCCAGCCGGACGGUGGCGGUGGAAGUGGGAGGCAGGAAGAUGGAAUUGUCCUCUGGAAAACUUGCUAGGUUUGCUGAUGGAUCUGCUGUUGUUCAGCUAGGUGACACAGCAGUGAUGGUCACAGCAGUCAGUAAAACAAAGCCUUCUCCCUCUCAAUUUAUGCCAUUAGUGGUUGACUAUCGUCAGAAAGCUGCUGCAGCAGGAAGAAUUCCUACAAACUAUUUAAGAAGAGAACUUGGUGCCACUGAUAAAGAAAUUCUUACCAGCAGAGUAAUAGAUAGGUCAAUUAGACCCCUCUUUCCAGUAGGCUACUUUUAUGAUACACAGAUCCUUUGUAAUCUUUUAGCAGUAGAUGGUGUCAAUGAGCCCGAUGUUUUGGCAAUCAAUGGAGCUUCUGCUGCACUUGCAUUAUCUGAUAUCCCAUGGAAUGGUCCUAUUGGUGCAGUAAGGGUAGGCCUGGUUGAUGGAGAAACUAUUAUCAAUCCAACUCGAAAACAGUUGUCGUCUAGCACUUUAAAUUUAGUUGUUGCUGGAGCCCCACAAAAUCAAGUUGUUAUGUUGGAGGCAACAGCUGAGAAUAUACUGCAACAAGAUUUCUGUCACGCCAUCAAAGUAGGGGUGAAACAUACCCAGCAAAUAAUUCAGGGAAUUCAACAGCUAGUGAAGGAACGAGGCAUUGUCAAGAGAACUGUUCAGAAGUUAUUUGUUGCUCCUGAAGAGAUUGUGGAAUGCGCAAAAAAAUUUGCUUUUAACAAGAUCUAUGCAGUGUUCACAGAUUUCAGCCAUGAUAAAGUUUCUAGAGAUGAAGCAGUUAACAAAAUAAGACUUGAAACAGAGGAACACUUGAAAGAAAAAUUUCCAGAGGCUGAGCCUUAUGAAAUCAUGGAAUCUUUUAAUGUAGUUUCAAAGGAUAUUUUUAGAAAUCUUAUUUUGAAUGAAUAUAGAAGGUGUGAUGGAAGAGAUUUGACUUCCAUCAGAGAUAUUAGAUGUGAAGUAAACAUGUUUAAAAUGCUUCAUGGAUCAGCAUUAUUUCAGAGAGGUCAAACACAGGUGCUCUGUACAGUUACAUUUGACUCAUUAGAAUCAAGUGUAAAAUCAGAUCUUAUCUCAACAGCUGUGAGUGGAGUAAAAGAUAAAAACUUCAUGCUGCAUUAUGAGUUUCCUCCUUAUGCAACUAAUGAGAUUGGCAAAGUUACUGGUGUGAAUAGAAGAGAACUUGGACAUGGUGCACUCGCAGAGAGAGCUUUGAAACCAGUUAUUCCCCAGCAUUUUCCCUUCACCAUACGAGUUACUUCUGAAGUCUUGGAGUCAAAUGGAUCCUCUUCGAUGGCAUCUGCAUGUGGUGGAAGUUUGGCAUUAAUGGAUGCAGGAGUUCCAGUAUCAAGUGCAGUGGCAGGUGUAGCAAUAGGUCUUGUUACCAAAUGCAAUCUGGAGAAAAAUGGUGAUCUUGAAGAUUAUCGUUUGCUGACAGACAUCCUGGGAAUUGAAGAUUACUAUGGUGAUAUGGAUUUCAAAAUGGCAGGAACUAAUAAAGGAAUAACUGCCUUGCAGGUUGAUCUAAAACUACCAGGAAUACCAAUGAAAAUUGUAAUGGAAGCUAUUCAGCAAGCCACGGCUGCAAAGAGAGAGAUUUUACAAAUUAUGAACCAGACACUGGCAAAACCCAGACCUAACAGGAAAGAAAAUGGACCUGUUGUAGAAACUGUCCAUGUUCCAUUAUCAAAAAGGUUACGAUUUGUUGGUCCUGGGGCCUACAAUUUGAAGAAACUUCAAGCACAGACAGGUGUAACUCUAAGUCAGCUGGAUGAAGAGACAUAUUCUGUGUUUGCUCCAACACCUAGUGCUAUGCAUGAAGCAAGAGAAUUUAUCCGUGAAAUCUGCAAAGAUGACCAAGAACUUAAUUUGGAAUUUGGUGCAGUCUAUACAGCCACAAUAACUGAAAUUAGAGAUUCUGGAGUAAUGGUAAAAUUAUAUCCAAACAUGACACCAGUGUUACUUCAUAAUUCACAACUUGAUCAAAGAAAGAUUAAACAUCCUAGUGCCCUGGGAUUAGAAGUUGGCCAAGAAAUUCAGGUUAAAUACUUCGGGCGUGACCCAACUGAUGGUAGAAUGCGUCUUUCACGUAAAGUUCUUCAGUCGCCAGCCACAACUGUGCUGAAGACUCUUACUGAUAAAAAUAGUAUUGUCAUGGGAGGUGCAGGUCCACAGUCAUCUAGUUCAUCCCAGUGACUGGAGAAGAGGCCUAAUAGUUCAUGGAAAUAUAAGCAAUCUUCACUAGAAUCUGCAGAUGGAUGAUAGUGAAUCAUGUUUUUAAAACAAGCUAUUUACACUUAAAGGUGAUAUAGAACUUCAAAGUCUUCAAACAGAUUAAAAACAUCUUUAAAAAAAAAAAAAAAAAACAACAACCAAUGUUCUUGCCUUGUAUAACAUGAGUGAGAAUUUAAGAACAUGGAAUUGUAUAGACUGGAGAUCAGAUUAUUUAUUUUUUAAAUACAUUUCAGUGCUUAAGAUUCGUCUUGUUACUAUCUCAAAAUAAAAAUACAAAUAUGAGAGAGAAGUAUUUAACAGUUGUUUCCUUGGAGAAGGCGUGGCCAGCCAAAGCAUUACUGACAUUUCAGUGUACAAGAUUAAAAAUUUGAGCAAAAGGUAAAAAAACUCACAAGAAGUAUCACCUAUAACAUGACAUUGUUUCAGAUAAAUACAUCAAUAACUGUCAUAGUGUUAACUUUAUUGAUGCUAAAAUACCUAACCGAAAGGGAGACAAAACAAAGAACCUGGCUGAAACCUAAGCAUUUAUUCUGAGAUCGUUAACACUUAAUUUCAAAAUAUAUAAUAAAAACACUAAGAUUAAAAUAAUUGUUUUGGAAUAAACAAUUGAUAUGAUAAAUCCUCCCCCAAAAGUUUUCCACUCUGAAUGCCAAAGUUCUUCUAUUUGGUUAUGUUGUAUCAAUGGACUCACCAGUCUCUUUUACAUUUCAAAAUGUUUCCCAAGGGCUCAUCAGAAUUACUUGUUUUUCUACUGAGAGGUACAGACUUUCAAAAUCAAAAAGAUAUUCCUCCUCAUGUUCUCAAAUUGGUAGAGAGGCCUAAUAAGGAAAUCAAGUUCUCACCUGAUGGCAAGCGAGCUCUGGACCUCCUGACAGAAAAAAUGUGAAUGUAUAGUAAGACUUGUUUUGCCUUUUUUUUUUUUAAUUCUAAGUUAAAAUAUUAAAAAAGGACUGGCCUACUA